GAAUCACAUGCAUGCAUGAAAGAAUUUUAUUCGAAUCUUUAUUUGAAAAUAAAUAGCAAUAUUAUUGGAAAUUCUUGAAAAAAAAAUUCAUUUAGUCAGACAAAUGGUAUGGAAACUUUUAUCUCGUCAAAAAUCAUGGAUAACUGUGAUAAAUUCAUUCAAAAUUUCAUCUUUUCAAAUACAUUAUGACCAUCGGAUUCUAUCCGGAAUUCAACCGACCGGUUCGAUUCAUUUAGGCAAUUAUUUCGGUGCCAUAAAACAAUGGGUCGAUCUUCAAGAACCUCAACUAUUACCCCCUUUGAUUGAUCUGGAAAGACAAACAGAUAAUGAUAGUAUCGAAUAUAAGCCAAAAUAUUUGCCACCGAUAUUCCAGAUUGUCGAUUUACAUUCUUUAACAACGUCAAACAAUCCAGAUAAAUUGCGUGAAAACGUACUUGAAAUUACAGCAGUACUGAUUGGAUGCGGCAUUGAUACUAAUCGUUGUUUACUUUUCAAACAAUCUUCUAUUCCCUAUCAUGGAUAUCUUUGUUGGAUCCUUACGACGUUGACUACCUUGCCUCAACUAUAUCGUUUUCCACAAUUCAAAGAAAAAAGUACCAGUUUCAAAGAUCCACCAACAGGCCUUUUUCUUUAUCCAGUGUUACAAACGGCUGACAUUCUACUGUACAAGGGAACACACAUACCAGUCGGUGAUGAUCAAUUGGCCCAUAUCAAUCUGACAAAACAUUUAAGCGCCAAAUUUAACAAUACAUUUAAAAGAAAAGUUUUUCCCAUUCCAACGGAACUUGUAUCAAAAAGUGGUGCUGGAAGAAUCAAGAGUUUACGAGCGCCUGAACAAAAAAUGUCCAAAUCAGAGGCGGACAAUAAAUCUCGCAUUGAAUUAACCGAUACUUCGGACGAAAUUGUUAGAAAAAUACGCAAAGCUGUUACAGAUAUGAAAUCCGAAAUAACAUAUGAUCCUGAAAAUCGACCUGGUGUUGCUAACCUUGUACAGAUUUAUUCUUUGAUUAGUGAUAUGACUAUCGAACAGGUUUGUCACCAUUUCGAUGGCAAAUCAACAUUCGAAUUCAAAGUUGAACUUGGUGAUCGAUUGGCUGAAUAUUUGCGGCCAAUAAGAAUGCGAAUUAUUGAUUGCCGAAAUAAUCGUGAUUAUCUAGAAACGGUGCUCAAAGAUGGCAGUUUAAAUGCCAUUAAAAUAGCAGAAAAAACCAUUAACGAAGUAAAACAAACAGUCGGAUUAAAUUUUUCCUCAUAAAAACUAUCAAAUAUAUUCAUGAAUUAAAGUUCAGAAAAC
Messenger RNA from Dermatophagoides pteronyssinus (European house dust mite), 1294 nucleotides. It is a transcript of the gene TrpRS-m, whose product is annotated as Tryptophanyl-tRNA synthetase, mitochondrial. Gene Ontology annotation, cellular component: mitochondrion; mitochondrial matrix. Gene Ontology annotation, molecular function: tryptophan-tRNA ligase activity; ATP binding. The record is from RefSeq and is a predicted model, not a curated record. Lineage: Eukaryota; Metazoa; Arthropoda; Arachnida; Sarcoptiformes; Pyroglyphidae. Gene Ontology annotation, biological process: mitochondrial tryptophanyl-tRNA aminoacylation.